AUCGAUCCGCAAAUGAAGCCAUUUCUCGGCACGUUCGACUCGAGAAAUACCGUCUCUUAAGCGCCCUUCUACGCGUAUUUCUUCCUGGCGAUUUAAAUCGUAAGCCUAGCUGCGGGCAAACGUACUUUUACGGGAUGUUCGAGAAGCGCGUUCGUUUACCCAGAAGCUUUAUUUGCAAAACGAAGAUCGCACGGUGCAAAGCAAAAGAGUCCUUCGAGCGUUGCUUGAAAAAACGAAAUUUAGUCUUGGAGCUUCGCUAUUUAAUGUACAAGGAGAAUUCACGGACGUACGUACGCCGAACGAAACGUUCUUCGAAAAAAAACUGUUAUCUUUCCAUUAUCCAAAAAAGUUACUCUUAAAAGGGACAUUGUAACGUAAAAAAUAAACGCCGAGCUAAAAUGUCGAAUGUUGCCAAACUUGCUCUUCCAUCGGAGUAACUUAAUAUUCCGCAUACCCUACGACCCCAAAGUGGACCUACUUUCUCUAUAGUAUUCUCCUUACAACGUCAAAGAUACAAGGAAAAUCACGAAAAACCGUUUCAACCUUCCAUUAACCGAAACUCUCUUACUCUCGCGCAAUCCCAUUGAAACGAUCUUUCGUCGAAACUUCGAUCGUUCGAACUUGGUUUCGUCUUUCAAAGAACGAUUCGAGCCUCGAAUCGUGGACGCGAAUCGAACCGGCUGUCAUCGAAUCGAUACCUGUCCAGGUCUCUCUAUCGUUACUCGAAAGCGUUAACGAUCGUUGGCAAAACCACGAGACACGUUCCUAUCCGAUCGAUCAAGAAACCAAGCGACCGUUCUCGUCGGCGCGACGGUCGGGAUUGCGGCCGUCGAGCGUGUAACACAAAGGCGGCUACGAGUACGAGUUGCAGGAUCGAUAACGCCUUUAGAACGCUACCGGACAUGUACGUGGAACGAGGCGUAGAACGCGAUGACCAACGGCGUAGAGGCUAGCCGCGUGACCCUUCGACACGAGGGUACCCCGGAGUCGCUACCCCGUGCGGAUAGAAGGCAGCGAACAGGGAAAGACACGCUUAGUCUCGGGUCUAACGGAUACGUAUUUACCUACCGUACUUAUAUAGAACCGAAGAACACCGUAGGAGAAACGUCGUAUGGGAUUAUUGAGCACCACUGGCUUCUACCUGGUCGUUAAUAGGAGAGCGGAGAGCACGGAAUGUCCUCGUAAAAGCGAGCGAGAGGGACGGCGAGAUUGAAGGGGAUAGACGAGGAGGACACGGAUGGCGGGCUGGUGUUUAAAGAAGGACACUCGAUAUAGGAGGCAUUGUACCCGGUUACCGUCAGCCGUUCCAGGUGCUGGAGGGCAGUCGGCUCUCGCCACGGGACGGGCAUAUACGCUUGCAUUUCCUUCUCCGUGCGAACGAAAGGAAUCGUCGUGCCUCGUCGAUCGCACGCAGCGACGGCCGCGUGUUUGUUCAAGAGGAGAACGCGAGAAAAGACAGAAGAGAAGCGACGCGCGGCUUUUGGCGAGUUUCUCUAGCCACUAGCCAACGAAACGGACCGAUCGUCAUCGCGGUCGUGGUCGUGGUCGUGGUCGUGAUCGUCGUCGUGGUCGUCGUGUGUCUGCACCGGGAAUCGGGACGCACAGCCGGCGAAACGCGCGCGAGUGGGAGAGGAUUGACGACGGGAGAGCGAGAGAGAGAGAGAGAGAGAGAGAGCGAGGGGGAGGGGGAAGAGAGCGAGACCGAGUAAAAGGCAACAGGGGGGAAAGAGAGUCGAGGAGAGAAAGAGAACGAAAGAAAGAAAGGAAAAUAAGGAGGGAAGAAGCGACAGGGACGGCUGUGGAUCGUGUGCCGCUCUGCAGUGCGACAUUCGACGACAACACACGCUCGUUGCUUCCCGUCCCUUCUACGGCACACCGAGUGCUAAUCAACUUUCGUACACACGCGCGCUCCUCCGCGUCUCCUUCGGUGAUUCCGCUUACGGACCCGUGCUCUCUUCACCGCCUUAAAAACGCCGUUUCUCUUUGUUCCCGCGACUCCUUCGACCUCGACGCUGCUCGAAUCCGCGAGUCGAUCGGACGCUGCACGCUCGUCGAUACGCUCGCGCGAGCUUGUCUCGCCUAUACGUAUAUCAUAUAUACGUAGAAGAAAGUUACGUGACUGUACAAGGAUCGAGGGGGAACGUUCGUAAGGGCCGGUUUCUAACGACGAGGUUUCCAUUCCGAUCGAGACGUUAGUUCCCUUCGCGACGAUCGAUGUGGUGAACGAGUGAAACGACGCGUUCCAAGUACGAUCGGCGAAAGGUAUUUCAGAAUUUGGUGAAUCGAUUUGCGAGAGAAAGGGAAAAAGAAGAGUCACGGUCGACGCGUUUUUCCCCGCGCGUCAGAAAAUCCGGCGGUUUGUAAACAGAGAGAGAGAGAGAGAGAGAGAGAGAGUUUGGACGAGUGGCGAAACGAGCAGACGCUGCUACUCGCUUUUAUCGACGAUCGUUUCAACGUGCGAAUCUUGUGCGAAGAAAAACGUAAUCCGAGGGGCCGAGUGCGGUGUUGGCGAGACGCUCAGGCAUCGACGGAGGAGGAUGUGCAGGAGGUCGGCCUGGUGAUACAGCCUGGUCGAUGUCUUCCGGGCGACGGUCACGUCACGGACGGCAUGCGAGACACGAGCCACGUGAAUGUUGUACGCCGUUGAACCUUCCUUUCCGCCAGGCGAAUUAUUCUGGACCGGCAUGGAACCCGUGAAAGCCAAAAUGGCUCCUACAGGGAUGCCCCCAGUCACCGGUGUUCUACAGCCACCCACGGGAUCGACUCUGUCAGGGAGCACGAUAGCGAACUACAAGAAAAGCUGGUGGAGAAGAGUGGCCUCCUGCUUGGCGUUUCUUGCCGCUUUUUCCACUGCCAUGUCCUUGCUCCUCGUCUGGAGCGAGGCCGCGGCCUUGAGGAGGCAGGCGUUCGACGCCAACAUGACCAGGGACUACGUGUUGAACAGCGUCUCGAUGGACAAUCCUGAAUUGGUGGCGUACAUCAGAGAGGUUCAAUUGAAGCCAACCACGCAGCAGGAUCCGUCGAACGCCACUCAAACCACGGAGGAGAGGUACGUGGCGGGUCUGACCGAGGGAAAACGCGAGGGCGUGUACGUGGAGUACAUCAGCAGGAUAGGUGCCAUUUCCAGUACGGGCUGGUUGGAACGUAACUUAAGUUGGAGAGGCGUUCUGAUCCUGACUGAUCCCAGAAGCUUCUUCGAGGCGCACAGAGGCACCAGAAAUCCAAAGACCAGAGUUCUUCACGCUUGCCUCAGUACCGACAAGGAUACCAAAGAAAUUACCUAUCAUCAAGAAUCCGAGGUUCAAGUUACCAAGUUGGGCGAAGGGCCGAAUAGCCUCGUGUCGUCGGACGAGGGUUUCCCCACUACGAGAUUGAAAUGCUUCCCUUUGUACAGCGUUUUAUUGGCGUACAGUGCCACUACCUUGGAUUACCUGAGUCUAGAUAGUCCGGAUGCGCAAGACAGUCAGGUUCUGGAUACGAUCCCCUGGGAGACGACCAGGAUAUCCGUAGUGUCUAUUCGCUGGAGUCCUCACCAUAGCGAAACCGAGACGAAAAGCCUGAUCGAUAAGAUGACUAGCAGACGAUACAAGCUGAUGUACACGACCGACACUGGGAACUUGAUCUUCUUGUACAACGCGUUGCUUAAGAUUUGAACUUGCUUGACUAGGCUUGCUUUCCACCGACACAGCACCGUUCUACGUUCCUUCGUGCGUUUUUAAACAAACACGAGCCCCAACAGCGAUGAGAAAUAUCUUUCUUUCGAGCGAAUGAAAAAUUGUUCGCGGAACGGCGUUCGUGACUUUCCUUCAACGAUCGAACGAAAUCUGGGUCGUCGAAACGAUUCCGACUUCGUCGUCGAAGCGAAGAAGGGGACGCGAACUCCGUCGUCGAACGUACCUUUUAUUUUCUAUAAAAAUAUGUUUCUUACCGCGCGUGUGCGUAUCGGAUCGUAGAAUGGCCAAGAUUUUUCGUUUUCGUCCGUUCGAAUACAUCGAUACGCGUCUAGUAUCGACGAAUAGACCAGCCGUUUCUUCUUCUUCGUUUAUCUUUUUUUUUUUCCCGCGACAAAGACUGAGUCGAGAGUUACGUCCCCGAAGUAUAGUUAUCCGCAAGGACGCUGAUCGACCAGAGUCUCCGGCGUCGAACAACCUCCUUCCGACGUACGAUUCGACGAUCGAUCGUCGUUUUUGGCGCGAACAAGCUCGUACGACGAACGAAGGAAAAGAAUCGAGAGAAACGAGUGUAUUUAGUUUCGUAUUUUCGUAUUUUAGCGUAGAUUCGUUUUAAUCUAACGUCGAGCCAGUGUCGGAUCAGGACGUUUUACGAUAUUGGCGCGUUUUACGAAUAACGUAGACUUUAUUUUGUCAAAGAUCGACAGUAUCGCGACCUAGUACCCACCAAAAACGAUCGUUGCUCGCGAUUUAACGAGCGCUGUCACAGUGAUAAUGGAUUCGAUUACCUACACCACGGGCCUUAUUAGCACGUAAGUCGAUACUUAACUAAGCUAUACUAGGAUACGAUAAACUGGUUGUCCUCUGCUCCUUACCAAGGGCUGUAUCGUGCCCCUUUAUCGAGUCUCUCGUAGGAUCCCAGCAGUCGUUGCUUUUACGACCAGGAUAAAGUAGGUUCUUUAUUGUAGGGCGGCAGCGGGGGCGGGAGUUUCCAAGUUACUCGACACCAAUCAUAUUCGAGCUCAAAAUUGCCAUCUGCUCGCUUUCUUUAUUGAUUUUUCACGAUGGUCCUUACCGUUCUUGGCCUACGGCUUAUUCUCCGACCCACGAGCAAGCGAUCGCUUUUGUUCUAUUUUCUCUUAGGAUACGGAUACGGUCGUUGGCCACCUUUUGUCAUUUUGUACGAAAGACCUUCGCGUGUCUCGAGAAGUUUGCCGUCGUU
Molecule: messenger RNA, 4893 nt
Organism: Bombus terrestris (buff-tailed bumblebee)
Lineage: Eukaryota; Metazoa; Arthropoda; Insecta; Hymenoptera; Apidae
Product: protein Star
Exons: 6
Coding region: 2631-3653 (340 amino acids)
Source: RefSeq, a predicted model, not a curated record